GGAAGCUGCAGAGCCUGGCUGAGAAGGAGGUCAAGGGGGCAGUGUAUUCCAUGGUGGAAUUCAACGGGAAGCUGUUGGCCAGCAUCAACAGCACGGUCCGCCUCUACGAGUGGACGGGGGGGGCGGAGAAGGAGCUGCGCACGGAGUGCAACCAUUACAACAACAUCAUGGCCCUCUACCUGAAGACCAAGGGGGACUUCAUCCUCGUGGGGGACCUGAUGCGCUCUGUCCUCCUCCUGGCCUACAAACCCAUGGAAGGAAACUUCGAGGAGAUUGCCCGGGACUUCAAUCCCAACUGGAUGAGUGCCGUGGAGAUCCUGGACGACGACAACUUCUUGGGAGCAGAGAACGCCUUCAACUUGUUCGUGUGCCAGAAGGACAGCGCGGCCACGACGGAUGAGGAACGCCAGCACUUGCAGGAGGUGGGGCUGUCCCACCUGGGAGAGUUUGUCAACGUCUUCUGUCACGGCUCUCUGGUCAUGCAGAACCUGGGGGAGACCUCCACGCCCACCCAGGGCUCGGUGCUCUUCGGCACGGUCAACGGCAUGAUCGGACUGGUGACCUCGCUGUCGGAGAGCUGGUACAACCUCCUCCUGGACAUGCAGAACAGGCUCAAUAAAGUCAUCAAGAGCGUGGGCAAGAUCGAGCACUCCUUCUGGAGGUCGUUUCACACCGAACGCAAGACGGAACCGGCCACGGGCUUCAUCGACGGCGACCUGAUCGAAAGCUUCCUGGACAUCAGCCGGCCCAAGAUGCAGGAGGUGGUGGCCAACUUGCAGAUCGACGACGGCAGCGGCAUGAAGAGGGAGGCCACCGUCGACGACCUCAUCAAGAUCGUGGAGGAGCUGACCCGCAUCCAUUAGCCGGAUUCGGGGUCGUUCCCUCACGCCUUCCCCCACGCAGAACAAGGGAGUCUUUUUU
Molecule: messenger RNA, 921 nt
Organism: Leptosomus discolor (cuckoo roller)
Lineage: Eukaryota; Metazoa; Chordata; Aves; Leptosomiformes; Leptosomidae
Source: RefSeq, a predicted model, not a curated record